Hansenula anomala is the source of this 591-nucleotide messenger RNA. RefSeq names its product ethanol metabolism protein (gene SYM1). Bases 1 to 591 code for a protein of 196 amino acids. Gene Ontology annotation, cellular component: cytoplasm; mitochondrion; membrane. The record is from RefSeq and is a predicted model, not a curated record. NCBI's taxonomy places the organism in Eukaryota, Fungi, Ascomycota, Saccharomycetes, Phaffomycetales, Wickerhamomycetaceae. The transcript has a single exon.
AUGACAAUACUAUCAUUAUACACUUCAUCACUUCGUAAACAUCCAAGAAUUACAAAUUCGUUAUUAACAGGUUUCUUAUUCGGUUCAGGUGAUAUUAUUGCUCAAUUCAUAAAUCCAACUGAAGGUAAAUAUGAUCCUCAUAGAACAUUAAGAGCUGUUAUUUACGGAAGUGCAAUCUUCUCCUUUGUCGGUGAUAAAUGGUAUAGAAUCUUAUCCAAGAUAAAAUUCCCUGGACCACCUUUAUCAAAUCCUAAAUUAAAUAGCAUAAGAACUGGUGUUUUGAAAACGGGUAUAGAUCAAUUGGGGUUUGCACCAAUUGGUAUUCCAUUAUAUUAUUCAAUCAUGAGCAUAUUAGAAAAUAAAAGCAUCGAUGGGAUCGGUGAAAAAUUGGAAAAGAAUUGGUUACCAACAUUGCAAGUUAAUUGGAUGGUUUGGCCAAUUUUCCAAAUCUUCAAUUUGAGUUUAGUUCCUGUUCAACAUCAAUUACUCUGUGUUAAUGUUGUUUCAAUCUUUUGGAACACUUAUUUAUCAAUGAGAAAUUCUCAAAAAGGUGUUCAUUUACCUGUUCAUUCACCACCUGUUCCUGAAUAG